This is a messenger RNA of Carassius carassius (crucian carp), 1792 nucleotides long. RefSeq names its product yjeF N-terminal domain-containing 3-like. The record is from RefSeq and is a predicted model, not a curated record. Bases 131 to 871 code for a protein of 246 amino acids. Gene Ontology annotation, cellular component: mitochondrion. The transcript is spliced from 6 exons. Gene Ontology annotation, molecular function: NAD(P)HX epimerase activity. Lineage: Eukaryota; Metazoa; Chordata; Actinopteri; Cypriniformes; Cyprinidae.
CUGAUCUACGCAUGGAGCCUGGGUUUAUCCGCCAGUAAGCCUGUAGACAGAAGCAGGGCACACAGUGAGAAAAUAAAGAGCAAAAAGAGGGUGACUGUUGCUAGAGAUAAGCACGGCUGAAUCAAUCAAGAUGAACCACAGCUCCAACGAGAAAGAACCUGAGACCAUAGAGUCACUGCGAUAUCUCAGUAAAACGGAGGUGGCGACCAUUGAGAUGGAGCUCCUGAGGGACUAUCGCUUUGGGCAGCAGCAGCUGAUUGAAAUAUGGGGCCAUGCUUGUGCUAUUGCUGUCACAAAGGCUUUUCCUUUGAGCUCCCUGAGUAAAAAGCAGCCCACCCUGCUGGUUGUUUGUGGUCCUGAGCAGAACGGCUCCAUUGGUCUGGUGUGUGCCCGCCAUCUGCGCAUGUUUGAAUAUGAGCCCACCAUAUUCUAUCCCAAGCGCUCUCCUGAGAGUUUGCACCAGGACUUCACUGUUCAGUGUGAGAAAAUGGACAUCCCUUUCCUGUCCUAUCUUCCUACGGAGGUCCAGCUGUUAAAUGACGCCUACAAUCUGGUGAUCGAUGCCAUCCUGGGACCAGAAACCGAGCACAAGGAGGAUAAAGAGCCCUACGCUGGGAUGCUGGUGACUCUCAAACAGGUCAAAAUACCCAUCGUUAGCAUGGACGUGCCUUCAGGUUGGGAUGUUGACGAACCCGCCAAAGAUGGGAUAAAUCCAGAAGUUCUCAUUUCUCUGACAGCUCCCAAAAAGUGCGCAACAGGUUUCUCAGGAAAACAUUUUCUGGCGGGACGAUUCCUGCCCUAUGACAUUCAGAAAAAAUUUGAACUUAAUCUGCCAGAAUUCCCCGGCACGGAAUGUGUUAUUGAACUGUAGCCAUUUAUACAGACCUGUAUUUUGAAUAACAAGGACGUUUUUCCCCUUUCGUAUUUUUUAGAUUGUUCUGUGGCAUUCAUUUACUGACAAAUAUGACUAGAUACUUUGAAUAGAUAAGGUGAGUUUUCUUUGGAAGCUUGUUUCUGUUACGGAAUGAGAAUAUACAAAAGAUAAUUGCAAAUCAAUCUCACAAUUCUGACUUUUUUUUAAGUUCUGAGUAUAUAAUCUCUGAGAUAUAAUGAGAUAUAAUCUAUAUCUCACAAUCUGGCAAUAUAAACUCGCAAUACAGAAGGGAAUUUUUGUUUUUCUAGCGCUUCAGAGUUUACAUCACGCACUUCUGACUCUGACUCACGUUUGUGAAUUGUGUCUUUUCUUCUCAGAAUUGUUACUUGUAUCUCACAAUUGCGAGUUAUAAUCUCACAAUUGUGUUUUUAUAUCUCGCAAUUCUCAAGUUUUCUCAGAAUAACUUCUAAAUAGUCUAAAUUGUGAGAUAAAGUCACAAUUGCCUUUAUUAUUAUUUUUUUUUUACCUUGUGACAGAAACAAGCUUUCAGUCCCAAGAGAUGGGUUUAGAAUUAUUUAUUAAGUUUUGCAAAUUUUUUCUUAACUGUUGAGUUCUCAAAAUCACUAUUUUUUUUUUAAUACAUUAGUCUUUUUAAUGUUAGAUAAAUUCAAGUGCAUUACCCUGAACGUGCCUCCGGUCUAAUGUGCACAACACGUACAAACCCAAUGCUUUUCCGCUGGACUUUUACUCCAAUUACAAAUUUAUUCAUCUGUACUUUUUUGGAAAGGUUUAAAAUAUAAAAUAAUCCCAGGCUGACAGACAUAUAUGUAAAUCAUUUAGUUUUUACUAUGCAUUACUCAGUGUACAUGUGUUUUCUUAGUUCUUAUAGGUCGAAUGAAUAAAUUAUCUAUGUAAAAA